AUGCAGUUCCUUGUGGACACUGGUUCCGACCUGUGUGUUUUCCCACGUUCAGCACAUAAAACGCCCUGCUCACUUACCAAAUACGACCUGGUAGCUGCAAACAAUAGCGUCAUCCAUACUUACGGACCAGUUCAGCUUCACUUGGAUUUGGGACUUCGGAGAGAUUUUGCAUGGACUUUUACAGUCGCCGAUGUAUCUCGACCCAUCAUUGGUGUCGACUUGCUCAGUUUCUACAACUUACUCGUGGAUUGCAGAAACCAACGUCUCAUUGACGGUACUACAACCUUGUCAGUAGCAGCCCUUUCUUCUUCGGUUCCUGAUGAGCUGUCUUCCAUCAAGGCGGUCACUGGUGAUUCGGAUUUUCAUCACAUUCUUCGUGAUUACCCUGAAAUCACCAGACCUGCAGGUAUUCAGUCUCCUCCCAAACAUAGUACAAUGCACUACAUUAAGACUACCCCUGGACCUCCAGUCUCGUGUAAGCCUCGUCGUCUUGAUCCUGUUCGCCUCCAAGCUGCGAAAAAGGAGUUCGAGGAUAUGCUCGCCAGUGGUAUAGCUAGACGCUCUGAAAGUCCUUGGUCCUCUGCACUGCAUUUGGUGAAGAAGAAGGAUGAUGCCUGGAGACCUUGCGGGGAUUACCGUGCCCUAAAUGCUAGAACCGUUCCAGACCGGUAUCCCGUCCGCCACAUCCAGGACUUUUCGCACCAACUGUCAGGUUGUUCCAUCUUCUCUACUAUAGACCUAGUCAAGGCCUACAAUCAGAUUGCCGUCAAUCCAGAAGACAUACCUAAAACUGCCAUUACUACUCCUUUUGGGCUUUUUGAGUUCCCGUACAUGACCUUUGGUUUAAGAAACGCGGCUCAAACUUUCCAAAGGUUCAUCGAUAUGGUUCUGCUGGGACUCGACUUCGCUUAUGGGUAUAUUGAUGACAUCCUCGUUUUCUCCAGUUCUGUGGAGCAGCAUAAGGAACACCUGCACAUCUUCUUUCAGCGCCUCAAGGAGUAUGGAGUGUUAGUAAACACUUCCAAAAGUCAUCUGGGUCAGUCUGAAGUUGUCUUCCUCGGAUACAGAGUAUCAGCUGCUGGAACACAGCCUCUCCAGUCUAAGAUCGAGGCCAUCCAGAACUUCCCGGAACCUAAAACGGUCAAAGAGCUUCGUCGAUUCUUGGGUAUGAUCAACUUUUAUCAUCGUUUUCUACCCCACGCAGCUCAACUUCAAGCAUCUUUGAAUGCCGUUCUAUCUGGUCCGAAGGUUAAGGGUUCACAUCCUGUGGAAAUGACUCCAGAACGUCGUAAAGCUUUCGAGGACUGCAAAGCUUCUCUCUCUCAUGCAGCUCUCCUUGCUCAUCCAGAUCCUUCUGCAGAGUUAGCGAUCGUCACGGAUGCUUCUUUGACUUCCAUCGGAGCUGUACUUCAACAGAAGAAAGGUGAGGACUGGCAACCUCUUGCGUUCUAUUCACACAAACUUUCCAGCUCACAGAUGAAAUACAGCCCAUACGACCGCGAACUCCUGGCUGUCUAUGAGGCUAUCAAGUAUUUUCGGCACAUGGUGGAAGCGAGAACCUUUACUGUCUUCACGGAUCACAAGCCGCUUACCUACUCCUUCUCCAUGAGCAAAGAAAACUGUACUCCAAGACAGUUCCGCUAUCUGGACUUUGUAGCCCAAUUUACUACCGAUAUACGCUACCUGCCAGGACGAGACAACGUGGUUGCGGAUGCACUUUCUCGGGUUGAGGAAGUAUCACUUACCUUAGACUAUCAGGCUCUUGCACGUGCUCAGGACGAAGAUCCAGAACUGCAAGACCUGCUACUACGUGGUUCUGCCCUAAGACUACAAAAGGUACUUACCUUGAACAGCACUCUUCCAGUCUACUGUGACAUGUCUGUUCAGCCACCUCGACCAUACAUUUCGCCGAGUUUCAGGAAAACAGUCUUCGCGAUGCUGCACAACUUACAUCAUCCCGGUUGUUCUGCUACAGUGCGACUGGUCACGCAAAAGUUUGUGUGGCCAGGAAUCCGCAAAGAUUGUAGAGAGUGGGCUAGGCAAUGCUUGCAAUGUCAAUCAAGUAAAGUUACUCGCCAUACUACCUCUCCUCUAUCCACAUUCCUGACUCCUUCUUCUCGUUUCUCACACAUUCAUCUUGACCUUAUUGGUCCCUUGCCAUCUUCCUCUGACUACAUGUACUGCCUCACCGUCAUCGACAGGUUUACACGUUGGCCUGAGGCGUACCCGCUUAAAUCAAUCACCGCUGAGUCUUGCGCUGCAGCCCUCGUCUCUGGGUGGAUCGCCAGAUUUGGUUGUCCAGCCCGAAUCACUACCGACCGUGGUCGGCAGUUCGAGAGCCAUCUCUUCAAAGCUCUCUCCUCCCUUCUUGGUGCCAGACACUUUCGCACUACUGCUUACCAUCCCGCCGCCAAUGGCAUUGUCGAACGCCUACACCGACAACUAUAA
Molecule: messenger RNA, 2448 nt
Organism: Arctia plantaginis
Lineage: Eukaryota; Metazoa; Arthropoda; Insecta; Lepidoptera; Erebidae
Source: the annotation of a GenBank genome assembly